AUGUCUCCCUUCUCACAUUCAUCUCAUCAAUUCAUCAUUUUCCUACUUAUCCUGGCUUUCAUAGGGGUGCGAGUUUCAGCGACAACAUUCACAUUCGUGAACAAGUGCGACCACACGGUGUGGCCAGGGAUUCUAGGAAAACCGGACCUCGGAACAACCGGUUUCGAGCUCAAAAGAGGAAGCACGCGCACCUUCGACGCGCCACCGGGUUGGUCGGGGCGUUUCUGGGGCAGAACCGGUUGCCAGUUCGACGACUCCGGUCAUGGAACCUGUGCCACCGGCGACUGCGGCUCCGGGGAGGUACUAUGCAACGGCAACGGCGCCACGCCGCCGGCCACGCUCGCCGAGUUCACGCUCGGGUCCGGGUCGCCGGACUACUACGACGUGAGCCUCGUCGAUGGUUACAACCUCCCCAUGAUGGUGGAGACCAGCGGCGGCUCCGGCUCGUGUGCCACCACCGGGUGCGGCGCGGACCUGAACCGGCGAUGCCCGUCUGAGUUGAGGGUGGAUGGCGGCGACGCGUGCCAGAGCGCGUGUCGCGCGUUCGGGAAACCUGAGUUUUGCUGCAGCGGCGCGUUCAAUUCACCGUCGGCUUGCGCGCCUUCGAUGUACUCGGAGAUUUUUAAGAACGCGUGCCCAAAAUCUUAUAGCUACGCGUUUGAUGAUGCUACGAGCACUUUUACGUGCAGCGGUGCAGAUUACACUGUCACAUUUUGUCCCUCUUCUUCUCCAAGUUUGAAGUCUUUAAUGGAAUCAGGACCAGGAUCAUCAGUAGAACAGGCUGCAGUAGCCACUACUUCAUGGAUAGCCAAUUUGGCCACAGGAGCCUCCACCACAACCCAACCAUUUUCACCUUUCACCUCUGCAUUCUUUGUUUCUGUCACUUUCAUUCUUUCCUAUUUUCUCUCAUGGACUCUCUCUGUCCCUUUCAGAACCCCUUCUUCCUUCUUUUAA
Molecule: messenger RNA, 954 nt
Organism: Sphenostylis stenocarpa
Lineage: Eukaryota; Viridiplantae; Streptophyta; Magnoliopsida; Fabales; Fabaceae
Source: the annotation of a GenBank genome assembly